CAUGGUGUUCACCUACCUGGUGGGCGUGCAGACGUCGCUCGAGCGGCACUUCCACUUCAGCAGCAAGCAGACCGGCCUGUUGCCGUCGCUCGGCGAGUUGGGGCCUCUCCUGAGCGCCGUCCUCCUCAGCUACCUCGCCAGCCACGGCAACCGACCGCGCUGGAUGGGCAUCGGCAUGUUCAUGGUGACGAUCGGCAUGCUGGUCGGCUUCGCCUCCUACCUCGUCUUCCCCUACCCAGAGAUCCGCGACAACACAGUGGCGAGUCGGCGGCUGUGCAGGCAGCCGGCGCUGGCACUGCUCCCGCCCGGCCAGCCGGGUCAGCUGUAUGGCACGGCUGCGAACGCCACGGCCGGGGGAGCCGAGUGCACCAUCGACGUCAGCAGCAGCAACGCCGCCUACUUCCUCUGGGCACUCGUCUACGUCCUGGUCGCCAGCGGCUCCCAGACCAUCUACAUUGUCAGUGCGCCCUACAUGGACGACGGCGUUUCUCAGAGGAACUCACCACUCUUCUUCGCGCUGGCAGGCAUCGCCCGUAUCCUGGGUCCCAUCAUGGGCUACAUGCUGGCUUCCGCCUGCAUCUCCGUCUACGUGGAUCCAAACAUCGAUCCAGGCAUCACCAAGCGGGACCAGCGUUGGAUCGGCGCCUGGUGGAUCGGUCUGCUGGUGAUCGCCGGCCUGCUGACGCUGUACGGCUGGCUCAUAUCGCUGUUCCCGCGCCACCUCAGCAGGGACCACCUGCCGGCGGCCGAGCGGCGCCGCCUCGUCGCCAGUGACGCCAGCCAGCGGCCCUCCAGGCAAGAGUUUGUCAACCGCGCCCUUCGCCUGCUGAAGAACCCGGUGCUGAUGGCCUGCAUCAUGUCCAACUUCUUCUUCUUGAUGUCCAUCAUCGGGUUCUACGCCUACCAACCCAAGUACCUGGAACACCAUUUUCGCGUCAAUAAGGCCACUGCCACCACCUACUCAGCGGUCAGCAAGGUCACGCUGGUGUUCGGCAUACUGGGCUCGGGCCUGCUGAUGCGCCGCUUCCGGCCCUCCGGCCGCCUCGUCUCGGGCCUGAUCGUCGCGUUCAGGGUGGUCGGCGCCUUCGUCUUCCUCACCAACUUCUUCUUCUACUGCAACUUUGGCGACGAUCUGCCCGGCAUCCGCGGACCGAACGGGAGUUUGGACAUCUCCUCCGAGUGUAGCACCUCCUGUGGCUGCACCACCGAGGAGUACAUCCCUGUCUGUCACCGGUCCGGCGAGGCGUCGCGCUCCUACUUCUCCCCGUGCCACGCCGGCUGCACCACGGCGAUCAACGGCACCAACAGCACCAACAACCACACCGCCUACACCGACUGCAGGUGCCUGGACGACGUCGGGGCCACCCUGGCCAGCGGCCUGUGCCAGGGCGGCUGUGAGCACGCGUUCCACUGGUUCCUUAUCAUGGUCGCCAUCUCCGGCAUGAUUAAAUCCGCCGUCUCCAUUCCACAUGUCAUCAUCGUACUCAGGUGCGUACUGCCCGAGGACAAGGCGAUGGCGAUGGGUCUCAGCGGCGCGCUGGUGGCCAUCUCGUUCGGCGCCGGCCCGCUCAUCAUGGGAAGCCUGGUGGACCACGCGUGCCUCGUCUGGGAGCAGUCAUGCGGCCACACGGGCGCCUGCUGGGUCUACGACCCCGACAUGCUCAGGUACAGCAUAGUGGGCUUCGUCUUCACCACCCAGCUGCUGUCGGCGCUAUCGGAUGUCUUCGUCUUCCUCAACGCCAAGUCUCUGAACCUGUACCCUGAUGAGGAGGAAGAGGAAGCUGACGGAAAGGGCAAGGGGACCGAACUGGAGCAGAAGAAGCCGGCGGUGGAGUGAUCUGGUGAUUACGUGGCGAAGACGGCGGGACGAUCUAAAGAGUGGCAGCCUCUCAGGUAGAGCCAGUGGCGAGCAGUGAACCUCACGAGGAGGCCUGGAACUCUGGACUGAUCUGAGUCGAUGGAGGUCUGAUCUGGAGUGAGCGGAAAUUGGGCGUUUGAGUGAAAAUUUAGAGUGAGUGGCAGUUUAUGGACGUGACACAGUGCUUUCUUUGAGAAUUGUAUCAGAGCACCGUGAUAAAUUGUCUUCUUACAUUUGAACCACGGCAACGAUUUGGAAGAGGUGAUUUGGACAGGGACAUGGGAGUACUGCAUGUGGGCGGAGCAGGAGCAAGCUGGCAUGAAUGUCAGUUUUGUUCCGCUGAAAAGCCGAAGUUUUUGUCCUACCGUUUUUCGGCGCUGUCCAUUUGAGUAUGUCCUUUUGCUUCGUCAAAGGUGGUGCGUUCAUGACGGCUGAUGUGGUGCAUUUAGCGACAUUCAUUUUGUAAUCGCGCUGUAAGCAAGAUCUUUUGUAUGACCUAGCGCAUCAUAGUGUAGUCAUGACCUAUGACAUGGUCAUGACAUGGUCCUUGUGAUAGGUCAGUGUAUCGUCAUGCGGCGAGCAAUCUUAAAUUUAUCCCACUGUUGACAUGAGCUCGGGUGACGGGUCAGUUGACCCACCCCCACAAAUUUUUACAGAAUAAUUUACGAACGGCGUGGCGUUACCACGUUUAACUUUGCAUAUCUAUACGUAAUUAAAAAGCAGAUCUGUUGGCAUACAAAAUGAGACGUAUUUUGUAAUGUCGUUGACAUUUGGCAGGUCAAAGUCAGGUCGUGGCUGUCAGCGAAGACAGUUUCCAGGAACUCGUUCAACCUGGUGCGUUUCUCGGAAAUCGUUCGAUUUGAUGACAAUGAACUGUCAGACGAAGCAGUACAUUUCUGCGACACUUUUUAGGCGACGAAACAAUUAAAUUUAGAAUUACAACAAAGUCUUUUGGCCUAGGGCCAGGUAUAAGGGGUCAGGCGGAGAUCAAAACCAACCUGCUUUUUGACUCGAUAUUUUGCUGUAUCAGGUAGUUUCUGAUACUCGUUUUGUUCCUAUUAAUGAGUAGGUCACUGACCUGAAAUGACCCAGGUCAACACAUUGUUUUAAGGAACAUACCAACUAGCAUAUUUUUUGACGCCUAUUCAAAUAUAAAAAUCAGGACAAUUUCGCAGGAUGUUGGUCACCAUGAUUUUCUAAAAUAUAAAGAAGACCACUGGCCUUGAAUGGGCACCAGUGAACUUUUGCUCAGAUCAGGUAUCUAGAUUCAGGGUGGUUGGAUGACGAGGUCUUGUUGGCGUCGGACACCACUUUGGAUUUGACCUCGUUUUACCAUAUUUAACUCGAAGGUGAUGACCAAGAAACCUCAAAUUUUGACACAAACUAUUACACAUACAAGCCACCCACCCUGUAAAUUUGGUGUUUCUAGCUCCCUUAAUUUUGAGAUUUCAGGGCGGGAGCUAACUGACCGCUCACCCGAGCGAGGGAUAUUCAACAGGCCACCCGGGCGCGUAUUAAGGGAGUACCUAAAGACUUAUGACACGCUGAAUGUCUCAUUCAGCCCUGUGUAUGAUACGAUCUGAAGGGCUCCGUCUAUCCGUUCUCGCUAAACUGACAAUGGGGCUGUGAGGAUCUUCAAAAGCACCAGACCUUCGCAGCGGCUGGUUGUAGCUCGCCUUACUGAGAGCUAGGAGCAGUGAUCGGCGAUGCAUUUUGCCGGACCACUGGCGGUGUGUGGGGUCCCUGCUGACUCCGAUCCUGCUGCAGGUCAGAGCCCUGCUGAUUCCGACCUGGCUGCAGGUCAGAGCCCUGCUGAUUCCGAUCCUGCUGCGGGUCAGAGCUCCUGCUGAUUUUGACCUGGCUGCAGGUCAGAGCCCUGCUAAUUCUAACCUGGCUUCAAGUCAAGCCUGACUGCGGGUCUGGUGUUCGAACCUGGCUACAAAUCUGUUGUUAGGGCCUGCGUGCAAGUCUGGUGUUUUGCCGCCCGCUCUUAUAAUCAGCGUAAGGCAUUCCAUUGGUUAUGACUAUGCUAGUUAUGUGUGUUGUUGAAAAGCAAACUCAUUGUGGAAGCGCAAUUUGAUGACAUUGAUUUGUGCACAUGGUGUGGUCAAUGCUCAUAUCGCUAACCAUUACAUCUUGCUGUCAGUGAUUUAAUCGAACAUAUUACUAACUGCAUAAACACCACGAUGUUGUGCAUUUCGCCGCGCUUGUUACACCCUUACUAACCUUUCCACUGGAACGACGGCGCAUGCUACAAGAUCAUUCCUUUUUUAUUCAGCGGAUUUUAGAGUGUUGUCUGAUGCCAUCUAGCUGUGCAUCCUGCAGACAUGCCAUUAACGCUUCUUAUACGAUGUAGUUGACUCAGGCGUUGGCCUCUAUAUCGGUUUUGCUUUAUGAUCACGUAGGAACUUGAUGUGCUGUUAUGAUUGUUACGUGAUGGUUGUGAUUGCUGCAAAUUCUGAGAAGUGACCACAUUUAUAUGAGUGUGGGACUAUGCCGCAUCGGACGUCGGACGCAUUUUAGCCCUGAAAAGAAGUCUACGCUAAAUGAAACGGAAUGACAUUUGUAGUUACUGCAUGCUUCUAGUGGUCUUCUCUCUUAAUCAAGAAUCUAAGGAACCUAAUUAAGGACGUAUCUGUGGCCUUAUUGUUCUUUGUGGCCCAUAUUGACACUCGAAAGGAAACAGAGCUGGUCUGUUCAUGUUCAUCUGUUCAAAUCAGACUGGUCUGUUCAUGUAAAUACACCCACUUGUUCUCAAUUA
Pollicipes pollicipes is the source of this 4619-nucleotide messenger RNA. RefSeq names its product solute carrier organic anion transporter family member 74D. Gene Ontology annotation, biological process: transmembrane transport; sodium-independent organic anion transport. Bases 2 to 1837 code for a protein of 611 amino acids. The record is from RefSeq and is a predicted model, not a curated record. NCBI's taxonomy places the organism in Eukaryota, Metazoa, Arthropoda, Thecostraca, Pollicipedomorpha, Pollicipedidae. Gene Ontology annotation, cellular component: basolateral plasma membrane. The transcript is spliced from 10 exons.